ACGUGGUGUGCGUGCUGUAACAACGUAGGCUGCACUCCCCCAUAGGCAAUUUCUGUAUCUCGUCCCAUUAAAUAGGAAGAGAAGUCCAACCAGUUUGGCAUUCUCACUGGAACAGAAGCAGGGUGGUCGUUUGGUUUUUAGUGAGAACACGAAAGGGUGGAUAAAGUAUUGGGUUUGUUUGUAGCGAACACAGAGAAUAUCCAUCCGAAUAGCUAGCUUGUUUGCUAAAAGCCAGCGCUAACACACACACAGUGGUCAAGAUGAACGGCGAGCUGAACGGUUUCCAUAACAACUCGCUCGUCGAAGACGACUGCUUCCUCUUCACGUCCGAAUCCGUUGGAGAAGGGCAUCCUGAUAAGAUCUGUGACCAAAUAAGCGAUGCUGUCUUGGAUGCACACCUCACACAAGACCCAGAUGCCAAAGUUGCAUGUGAGACGGUGGCUAAGACGGGGAUGAUCCUGCUGGCGGGGGAGAUCACCUCCAGGGCCGUGGUGGACUACCAGAAGGUUGUGCGAGAGACAAUCAAGCACAUCGGCUAUGACGACUCCUCCAAAGGCUUUGACUACAAGACCUGCAAUGUGCUUGUGGCUUUAGAGCAGCAGUCCUCUGACAUUGCUCAAGGCGUUCACCUCGAUCGCAAGGAGGAGGACGUGGGCGCCGGUGACCAGGGUUUGAUGUUUGGGUACGCCACGGACGAAACAGACGAAUGCAUGCCUCUCACUAUUGUGGUGGCCCACAAGCUCAACGCCAAGAUGGCCGAAUUACGCCGCAAUGGAACCCUGCCGUGGCUCCGUCCAGACUCCAAAACUCAGGUGACUGUCCAGUAUAAACAGGACCGGGGUGCCGUGGUGCCGCUGCGUGUCCACACCAUCGUGAUCUCAGUGCAGCAUGAUGAACACGUGGGCCUGGAGGAGAUGCGUCACAGUCUGAAGGAGCAGGUGGUGAAGGCCGUGGUGCCCGCCGGGUACCUGGACGACGACACAAUCUAUCAUCUGCAACCCAGUGGACGUUUUGUCAUUGGCGGGCCGCAGGGUGAUGCCGGUCUGACCGGCCGCAAGAUCAUCGUGGACACCUACGGCGGCUGGGGGGCCCACGGAGGUGGCGCAUUCUCAGGCAAGGACUACACCAAGGUGGACCGCUCUGCCGCCUACGCCGCGCGCUGGGUGGCCAAGUCUCUGGUGAAAGCGAGACUGUGCAGGCGCGUUCUGGUCCAGGUUUCCUACGCCAUCGGUGUGGCCCAUCCUUUGUCGGUCUCCAUCUUCCACUACGGGACGUCCCAGAAGAAUGAGGGCGAGCUGCUAGACAUUGUGAGGAAGAAUUUUGACCUACGUCCAGGAGUCAUCGUGAGGGAGCUGGACCUAAAGAAGCCCAUCUACCAGCGCACGGCAGCCUACGGGCACUUCGGCCGUGACGUCUUUACAUGGGAAGUCCCCAAGACGCUCAAAUACUAACCUACCCACCCUCAGUCCCUUCCAAAGAGUCCUGUGUGUUCAUCACUCCUUUCUUUUUCUCUGCACAAACAGCCACAUCACUGCCACCUCCGCUGAAUGUAAAAAAAAAAAAGUCCUCUCUUGAAAGAUAAGCACUCUUGCAUCGACAUACAUACUGGCGGCCACUUUCCUUCCUUCCGUGCUGUCCCUUCAUGCCGUUUUCUGACGUUUUACAGAGAAGUCAGAAGCUGCUAAUUACCUUUUUGGCUUUGUUGGGCUGUACGUUUAACAAAACAAAACUUAAAAAUUCAAUUUUGUCGCUUUAAAUGUCACAGCCAGCGUUCCAAGCGAGGUGAUUUUAAGUGUUCUCGAUCCUGGGUGUCAUUACAGAGUAGCCCAGCCUCCUCAUACUUGAUAAUACCCUGUGGGACCUAAAUAAUUAAAAACAUCGUAAUCCUGUAACAGCUGUUUUUCUUUGAACAGUUAGAUUUGCACUCAAGUCGUCUAAUUUGCUGCACGCUGCGCACACUUUGCUCCUGAUUAAAUGUGACCUUCACUGCGAAUUGUCAAACCACGCUACAGUUAAAGCAUUUCCAUUAUUUAUUCGUUAUUUAUUCCACUAAACCAAGGAUCAUGCACCCUCCCCAUCGCCAAAGUUUGCGACGUCGUAGCGAGAAGACACCUACAGGUUCCCGCCUUGAAUAGGCUUGACAAUGUUGUCUCUGACGCCACCCUGUGGUUCUGUGAGUGUACUACAGAGAAACUCGACGAGAGCCACACAUGGGUGCGCUUGAUUUAAAGAUCAGGUUAAAAAUCAGGACUUUCCAAAGAUUGUUUGUUGAUGACAUGUUUACAUCCAUUAUAGAAGGAAGACCCUAAUUGGCUGGUGUUGUACAGAGAAACCAGCCUGUUUACACGGUCGCUCUUGUUUAAUUAUUGUCAAAGAUGUUGCUGAUGCUGUAAAAGUGCCUUCCCCCCCCCCACUUCAUUCUCUGCAUUUCCUCCCUCCCAGAGACCCCCUCUCCCACUCCAAUGUGUGCCCCCCCGUUCACUGUUUUCAUACUCUGAAGUCUAAUCUGCUGUUGCGCUUCUCUGUCAAAAUCC
This is a messenger RNA of Dunckerocampus dactyliophorus (ringed pipefish), 2534 nucleotides long. It is a transcript of the gene mat2aa, whose product is annotated as methionine adenosyltransferase II, alpha a. The record is from RefSeq and is a predicted model, not a curated record. The transcript has 9 exons. The coding region runs from base 261 to 1451 and encodes 396 amino acids. NCBI's taxonomy places the organism in Eukaryota, Metazoa, Chordata, Actinopteri, Syngnathiformes, Syngnathidae. Gene Ontology annotation, molecular function: methionine adenosyltransferase activity; ATP binding. Gene Ontology annotation, biological process: S-adenosylmethionine biosynthetic process. Gene Ontology annotation, cellular component: cytosol; methionine adenosyltransferase complex.